AUUAAUGUUAUCGCCGUGUACAGUACCAGGAGUAUAAAUAAACGAAGUGUGUACUUACGUUUAUUUAGUUGCGUCGGCCGUAACCGUUCGAAAAUGCGCCUCUUUAUAUUUGCACUAUGUGCUAUCUUUGCACGAACUGUGACAGCUGCAGCCAAAGAUACGGGUUAUGCUUUCCCGGAAAACUUCAAAUUUGGCGUCGCUACUGCUUCGUACCAAAUAGAAGGUGCGUGGAAUGAACAUGGUAAAGGUCCAAACGUAUGGGAUACACUCACCCAUCGAAUCCCGCCAUUUACGGACGACGCAAGCACUGGAGAUAUCGCCUGUGAUGCUUACCACAAAACCGUUCAAGAUGUGCAAAUCCUUAAAUCAAUGGGUGUAAACUUUUAUAGGUUUUCCUUGUCUUGGUCACGUCUUCUACCCCGAGGAUUCUCAAACUAUGUGAAUCCGGAAGGUGUUCAAUAUUAUAAUGACCUAAUUAAUGAACUGCUAGCCAAUGAUAUCACCCCAAUAGUAACCAUAUUUCAUUGGGACACUCCUCAAAAUUUAGAAGAGUUAGGAGGUUGGCCCAAUCCUAAAAUGGCCGACUUUUUCGUUGACUAUGCAAGAGUUGUGUUUGAUGCAUUCGGGGAUAGGGUUAAAGAGUGGUUAACUUUCAAUGAACCGAAUCAGAUUUGUCAACAAGGUUAUGCCACUGGCGGUAUGGCUCCUGCGCAUAAUACAAAGGAAAUGGGUGGCUAUUGGUGCACGCAUACGGUAUUAAUAGCACAUGGACGUGCUUACAGGAUGUAUCAGGAAGAAUUUAAGAGUAAGCAAGGUGGAAGGGUAGGUAUCACAAUUGACAAUCAAUGGAAUGAACCUUUGACAAAUUCAACCGAAGAUAAGGAAGCUGCAGAACGUGCUAAUAUAAUGAAUUUUGGUUGGUAUGCCAAUGCAAUCUUUUCUAAAAAUGGCGACUAUCCAUCAAUUCUCCGCGAACGUGUCGAUCAAUUCAGUGAAGAAGAAGGUUUCACCAGGUCUCGUCUGCCUUAUUUUACUCAAGAAGAAAUUGAGAUGAUCCGCGGCUCUCAUGACUUUUUCGGAUUGAAUCAUUACACCUCUCGAGUGGUAACAAACGAUGACGGCGAUCAAGGUAGACCAUCUCAUGAACACGACGUUGGAACACGUGGUGAAAUUGAUCCCAAAUGGGAACCAUCCGCUGCUGAUUGGUUAUACGUUGUUCCAUGGGGCCUAAGAAAAACUUUGGAAUGGAUUAAAGAAAACUAUGAUAAUCCUGAAGUUAUCAUCACUGAGAAUGGAUAUGCUGAUAAACAUGACGCUCCACUACGAGAUUGUGAAAGGGUCAAAUAUUACAAUUUAUACUUGGAAGAAGUUUUGAAAGCUAUCCAUGAAAGCAAUUGUAACGUGACUGCUUACACCGCGUGGAGUUUUAUGGAUAAUUUCGAAUGGCAACGCGGUUAUACUCAACGAUAUGGUUUAUAUCAUGUGGAUUUUGAGGAUCCAGAACGACCAAGGACACCAAAGAUGUCCGCCCACGUAUUUGCAAAUAUUAUUAAAACCAAGCGCAUCGAUUGGGAUUUUACUCCAAAGGAGUUCGAGAAAUGUGAAUGGGUACAAAUAGAAGUAAAGUCUGAAUUAUAAAAUACAAAAACCGUCAAAAACAAAAACUAUACAAUUUUUGCUAAUAAAUGACGUCCCAAAAAAUAAAUAUUAGUUCAUUUUUUGGACGAACAAGAUAAA
Messenger RNA from Dalotia coriaria, 1737 nucleotides. RefSeq names its product myrosinase 1-like. Bases 94 to 1638 code for a protein of 514 amino acids. The transcript has 6 exons. Lineage: Eukaryota; Metazoa; Arthropoda; Insecta; Coleoptera; Staphylinidae. Gene Ontology annotation, biological process: carbohydrate metabolic process. Gene Ontology annotation, molecular function: beta-glucosidase activity. The record is from RefSeq and is a predicted model, not a curated record.